Chaetomium globosum CBS 148.51 is the source of this 1842-nucleotide messenger RNA. RefSeq lists its product as uncharacterized. The transcript has 4 exons. The coding region runs from base 1 to 1842 and encodes 613 amino acids. The record is from RefSeq and is a predicted model, not a curated record. Lineage: Eukaryota; Fungi; Ascomycota; Sordariomycetes; Sordariales; Chaetomiaceae.
AUGUUGAGUUUCAAAGAGGGUCUGCAGUUCGUGUCCUCAGAGAACCAAGGGCUCCCUCAUGGCCCGCCCCCAAAAGAAGACGGCGACAAUAACAAUAACAACAACGACGACGACAGCGAGGACUAUGCGCAUGACAAUUACCUUUCGCACCUUAUCAGCCGGCAACAGCACAGGGAGCGCGUAUUAAUCGGCGAGCUCGAAGCUGUCAAGCGAGAGAACAAACUGAUACAGAGCAUCCGCUCGCUGCGCCGAGAACGCGAUACGCUGCUGGAGAAGGAGCGGGCCUGGCAACAGGAGCGCCUCACUCUCACAAACAAAUUACGAAAAUUCCGGCCUGAGACAAGUCUGCCGGUUGGUGGUAAGGACGCUGCUGAGGCUGCGCCGGUUACUUCACUUCUCGAGCCUGAGCAAGCGGUCUCAGCCCCGAGCGACAUCCAGGAGGGAGUAUACAAGCCCGCACAGCCAAAGUUGAACUAUGUGGAUUGGCCGAUUUUUAAAUCCCUGCGGAAAAGGUCCGAGGGUGAUUCAUUCGCCAUCGAUGUUCUUCAGGGCGAACCGGAUGAUGAACCAAUAAUUGCGGUACACCUGAGCCAACCUUUGGUCCCAGAACGCAUUCGCAUCAACUCCCGGCAUAUCAUCAGGAUCCUAGACCACAUAAGUGGCGAAGCACUAUCAGCAUAUGGGGGCUCCGUUGUCAUGACACGGCCAUUCAAAUUUCUGGCCUACUACAAGGAGGCCAUCCAGCAGAAGUUCAGCGAGCUCAAACAUAGAUUCGAAAGCGACAACACGAGCGUCACCCAACAACUCGCAAGUGAUGCAAAUGCGGAAACUGGUUUCGUCGACAGCAACGGGGACGAAUUCACAGAGUCUCUUGUUGCCUACGAACAGCUGAGAUGCUUAAUCGCUUUCAUGGACGCAGAAGUACGGCUAAAAGUGCACCAUCACAGUUGGGGAGGCGGGAAGGCGGUUGCUUUCGCUGACAUGUGGUACCUGUUUAAGCCCGGUGACGAGGUCACCAGCCGGGACUGCCGGCAGGUAUACCGGGUGGUCGGUACGAGCAGUCCCGGCCACCCUGUGCUCCCAUCAUGGAACGGGAAUGACAUCGAGACUAAUGACAAGAUGGUCAAAACCGCCAUUACAUUGCGCUGCGUGUACAUCGACUUUGACGGCAACCAGCUCGGACCCGUGAGCCAAGUCUUCCAAAUCACCCCCUUCGACGGGACACGCGCGAUCACAUCGCUUGAAGUGUUCCCGAUUCGAUACGCCGAUCACAUUGACCACCAAGAACUCAUCACACGUGGCCGCAGGUUCCUCCACGCACUCAACGCCAAAUAUAUGUACUACACUGGCCGGACGAUAGAACCACAAGAAACUGUACACAGUCAUGUUGUUGUCGACUUCGAGGCAGCGCUAGCCCGGGACCACGGGGGGGUUGAUGGUGGGUGGCAGCCUAAGAUUCAGUCCAUCCUUGGCCACACGACGCUGCCCAAGAUUGCCGACCGGGUAUGCCGUGGCGCCUGCUGCCUUGGCGAGAAUGUCUACAGAGACAAUGAUUUCGACGCGAAGCGUAACCAGGAGUACAUCGCUAGAAUGGUGUCGGAGGACGUCACUGUCAGCCAGCCCCCCUCGCUCAUCCUUCAUCCAAAGCCCCUUCACGUUCUGCAGUCGGAAAGCGGCCCCGCCGACAGUGAACUAGUAGUCACCACCUACCGUGUCCUUGGUUUCAUUCUCAAGAGCCGGAGAUGGGGUACGAUAUAUCCUCUACGGAUAUUAUUCGAGGCACAGGCGUGGGAAAGACCACCACCGUUGAGGCGGCAGCCCAUGAAUUUAAGAAGCCUUUAA